Molecule: messenger RNA, 5549 nt
Organism: Cuculus canorus (common cuckoo)
Lineage: Eukaryota; Metazoa; Chordata; Aves; Cuculiformes; Cuculidae
Gene: NECTIN1
Product: nectin cell adhesion molecule 1
Exons: 9
Coding region: 94-1665 (523 amino acids)
Biological process (GO): homophilic cell-cell adhesion; protein localization to cell junction; heterophilic cell-cell adhesion
Cellular component (GO): adherens junction
Source: RefSeq, a predicted model, not a curated record
GAGCAUCACCGGGGGUGGGGAGGGUGGGGAAGGGGGGGUGCCCAGCGACGCUGCCACACCGACCCCCUGCCCAUUCCUCCUGAAGGAACUCUCAUGGCUUCACAGCUGCAGACAAGUUGCUCUGCAUCUUGGUGGACUAUCGCAGUUUGCAUCCUGGCUGCAGCGCUUCUACCAGGGCUGCAAGCUCAGACUGUCUUAGUCAAUGACACAGUCUCGGGGUUCAUCGGGUCCGACGUGGUCCUGCACUGCAGCUUCACCAAUCCGCUCCCGAAUGUGAAGAUCACACAGGUCACGUGGCAAAAAGCCACGAAUGGCUCCAAGCAGAAUGUGGCCAUCUACAACCCUGCCAUGGGGGUCUCCAUCCUGUCUCCCUACAAAGAGCGGGUGACUUUCCGGAACCCUUCCUUCAAAGAUGGAACCAUCCAGCUAUCUCGGCUAGAGCUGGAGGAUGAGGGAGUUUACAUCUGUGAGUUUGCUACCUUCCCAACUGGCAACCGGGAAAGUCAGCUGAACCUCACUGUGCUGGCCAAGCCCACAAAUCGGAUGGAGGGCACCAAACGGCCGCUUAUUGCUCAGUCUGGCAGGACAGAAAAGAUCUUGGUAGCUACCUGCACCUCCUCUAAUGGGAAGCCCCCCAGCACUGUCACCUGGGACACCAAGCUCAAAGGAGAAGCAGAGUUUCAGGAGAUCCGGAAUAGCAAUGGCACCAUCACAGUGAUCAGCCGGUACCGCAUAGUGCCGAGCCGAGAAGCCCACCGGCAGCAGCUCAUGUGUGUGGUCAAUUACCAGCUGGACCGCUUCACCGACAGCAUGACCCUCAACGUUCAGUAUGAGCCAGAAGUCACCAUUGAAGGCUUUGACGGCAACUGGUUUCUCAACCGCAAGGAUGUGAAGCUGAUAUGCAAAUCUGAUGCCAACCCCCCAGCUCACACCUAUGAAUGGAAGCUGCCAAACGGGACUCUGCCAGGGAGCGUAGAAAUCCAGAACAACACCAUCUACUUUAAAGGGCCUGUCUCCUAUAGUGUGGCUGGCACCUACAUCUGUGAGGCCUCCAACGCCAUCGGCACACGGUCGGGCUUGGUGGAAGUCAAUGUCACAGAUAAGCCGUUACCUCAGGGUGCCCCAGGAGGCAUUAUUGGGAUCGUGGGUGGAGCCAUCGCCGCGGCUCUCAUCAUCGGUGUGGUUGUCACCGUAAUUAUUGUCUACAGGCGGCAGCAGAAGAACCGCACCGAAACGGACAAUGACCUAAUUGAUUUGCCUCCAUCCCACAAACCUGCCCCUCCACCCAAGAGGAAACAGGAGAUGAAAAGCCACCUGACUGCAGAAGACAUCCAGGUGGUUCACCUCGACAACAUGAAACACGAGGAGGAAAUCCAGAAGCUCCCUUUGCAGACUCCGUACUACGACAUGGCAGCCACUGAACCCUCUCCCUACACCGACAAACUGAACUUUGGAAAGUGUCACUCAGAGAUAUCGAAUGCGAGUGAUUACCUGACCCGCUGUUACUCACAUGAAGAUCGAUAUCUGGAGAAGACCCCUCAUGUCUAUACCCCCUUGUCAGACCUCCCACAAGAUCUUUAUCCUCACCAUUUUGACAUCUCCUUCUGCUGCCCACCUCCCGGUUCCCGGGCUCCUUACAUCUGUCCUAAGGAACAGUAUGUUUAAAGUGUCAACACGGCAAAAUGAAGAAGCUCAUGUUUUUCACUUCUCCUGACCCUGUCGCUCAACAACCAAGGCCUUUCAGACCCCCUCCCCUUUGCCAUCGCUUAUUUUAUUUAUUGAUUUUUCAAUUUGGGUGCGAUUGUAACUGACAUCAUUAGGUUCAUUAUCUGCCUGGCUUGUUAAUGCUCAAGGGAACACUCUGCCUUCGCCCACGUCUCAUUCAGUAUUUGCACCUUUCUUUUCUCAUCCCGGCCCUCCUGUAUCCAGCUGGCUAUGUGUGUGCAUGUGUCUGUGGGUGACAGCUGCCCUGUGUUGGAUGGGAUGUGCCCAACCUGAUUAAAUGUCCGUAGGUUCCCUUGUGUCAAUCUCUACGCUGUUUGCACCGGAGUAGCCGGUACGGAUUCUUCACAGCCCUUGUCCAGCCUGUGUGAAGUUCUACAGCUCAGCCAGUGCUCAAAUCGGAGGCUGUAGCAAUUUCCCCCCUCCCUCUUCUGGAGAAAUUUGUUUUCCCCUUGGCAGUAGGGAUAGGAAAUCCCCGUUGUGAAGAACUAAACAGCCAAGGUUUCUGAAUAGAACGAUAAGAUGCUUAUAAAGAAAGAUGCUCAAAACCAACCCAAUAAUAGAAGAAGGGGCUUGGUUUUGGGGGUUUGUUUCUGUCCUUUUCCCUUCCUGCUCCUGAUCUCUUGGAUUGACUCUUCUUGUAGUGUGGGGAUGUAUUUUGAAUCCAAUGCAUUUUUAGUAAGCAUCCUUUAAAUAACCAAAAAAAAGAAAACAAAACCAAACCCAAAAAUCCAAAGGGGAAAAGAAUUAGAAAGGAAACAUUCUCUCUAAUUUUCCUUUUCAGAGCCUAACGUGACCCCCCACUAGCUUUUCCCCCUCUCUUCCUUGCAUCUGUUGAUUGGAAUUUUAAAAUGAACUCAGGCGGAAUAUAAAGAAUAAAUUAAGAUUUCAGGUAAUCUUCUUGCCCUUAACAAAGGAUAAAAGCCAAUGGAGGAAUCUGGCCUUUUAACUUUUUUAAAAGCAUCUUAGUUUUGGGACGACAGAUUUUUUUUUUAUAUUGGAAUGUGUGUGGGUGUGUAAAUCUGAGCGUGUGCAUUCCUGUAACCACAACGUGUUUUAGAGAAGGGGAUUUAUCUCCACAUCACGUUUGUGUUCACUUGUAUUAGAGGAAAAAUAAAUAUAGCUAUACACUUAAAAUGUAUAUAAAAGCAAAGAAGAGGAAGAGGAGGAAAAAAAAGGAAUGAACAUCCUGUAUAAGAGCUUGGUUCCAGGGAUAAUUUUCAUCUGUUUCACCCAGGUAUGGCAUAGAAGAGAUGACGGCUGGGACAGUUCUGAACAAGGGGCUAUGCCUAUGGCAAAUGGGCAUUUACUUUCCUUUGUCUUGGGCUGGGCACUUGGCAUUCUACAGGCACUGCACACUUAAUAUCUCUCUGGAAACCAUGAGGAUGUUUGAGCAAAGUGCAUGAGGGAGGGAGAGAUGGGGGCCACACCAUUAUCCUGCUGCCCAGACACCAAAAAAAACCACUUCAGUGCUGCUUGUACAAAUAAGAAGUGAAACUGUCACCAAGACAAAAGCCUCCCCGUAGAGGAGGUCUGACUACGGUGUUGGAUGCUACCAGCCCGGCUCCUGCCGUGUCCCACGGACUGAGGCAUCGUUUUAUUUUUGUAUAUCUGAAUCUAGACAGCUAUCGUUGCUCUAUGCACUUUCUGUGUUCCCAUCACCUACAGUAGCCCCAAGACUCACUCUGCUUUUCCCUCUCCUUCUGCAGAGAAGCACAUCUGUGUUCACACUACCUCGUGGUAGGCUGAUAAAUAGAUCUGUAUAUAAGAGAGAAGUUUAUACUUCAGUUAGGCAAUAUAGCACUGUGUGAGGAUGACACCACAUGCAUGGAUCCAUGGAUCCCACUGGGCCCUUGCACAGCAUACAACACGCCCUUGGAGAACCAACUCUUUCCACUCCUCUUCCCCUGCUUCCCCGAUGCACGUUGCCACUUUCCUUUGUGAGGACAGCAUGGUAGCUGGUCACGAAGACAAGGUUUCAUCUCUGUGGCAGCUGUACCAUGCGGGGAGGUGGUUUCCUGCUGACAGGUUGUUGUAUAGCUAGGAUCCCUGGCUCUGCUUGGCGGGGUGAGGUGCGGAUGAAGAAGCACUCAUGCAUCGCUUGGCCAAGCAGAAAUGGCCAAUACCUUGAACAGGCAUAGCAGCUUUCACGUGUGCUAGUGCACGGAGCUCUCUCAUUCCUGGAGGAUCAGGGGACUAUACAGCCUUAGAGCGUUAAACACAACUUUUCCAAUACCAUCCUUUCGGUCUUGACCUAUGGAACCCUUUUUGGAGUCAUUUGGAUUACAUUUCCUCUGCCAGUGGCCAGAGAAUUCAGCCAGUCAUUUCCUUACACCAACGGACUCUAGUGUUACGUGUCUUGAUUCAGAUAAUGUAUUUCUCUCUCUUGUUUUCUUCUCAGUAUACCUUGGGGUACUUUCUGGUUACCACAGAGCUGGAAAUUGGGUGUGCUCUGAACUGAAGCCACAGCCAACACAUUCACCCCAGCAAGGGAACCAUGCUUUGGAGUCUGCGAAAUCUGCCUUAGGUCACUCUGUUUGGAAAGGUGAUGGUGUGGGAAAUCCCAGGGGUCUCUGACAUCCUGGAAGCAACCCCGCAGCACUGACCAUGGAGAAAAAGCAAGUAAAAGCUCAUUACACACUUGCCCGUUUGCAUGCCUGUAAGAGCAGGAUGCUGCCUGGCAAUUAAAGUAGACUUGAUUGGAGCCUUCACCUGAUGCAGUUUCAGACAGAUCAAAGAAUUUAAAUCAGAAAUGGAAUACAGUCAGAUCUUCAGAUAUUUAAAGAAACAAGCUAGACAAAGUGAUUGUUUGCCAGAGGAGGCAGAGAACAUGUUGCAGGUGGGUUUUCUGCCAUUUGUGGCUGGAGGGGCAACGCUUUAAUGAGGAAGGGGAACGCUGCAGCGCUGCAGAAAAACUCUGGUUGCCUUGUGCGGCUUUGAAUUUGAGCUGCCCACAAAAGACUCUGCUUUUCAGCAAAGCAAGAGGAUUUUAUUCCUCCUUAGGAAGCGAAAAAGCAAGAACAGCCUAAACUCAAAGCAGUAGUUUGACUUAUGUCAGCACAUAUAUUAAGCUUAGGAAUGUCUUGGUUCUCUUUGCCUCUUAAAAUUCUCUCAUCUCCUUAUGAACUGGGUUGGUCUCGAAAAAAUGGCCAAAGAGAGUCUCCACACAUCACCAAAUCCCUUUGUACCUUAGAAAAAGAGGGAAAACCUCUGAAGAAUAACCCUGAAGAGAUAAUGAGGUUCAAGGCCGUUGUUUUAGUUUAACAAAACUGCGUUUAGCAGUAGUUCUGAUUCAGGGCUCUUAUCCUCCCUCCCUUUCUGUACAACUGCACAAUUGUUACCUAAUAUCUAUUUCCAAACUGUGCUGAACCUGUUGCCAUGGGCUCAACACUGGCUUUGCUCCAUGAUAAAGUUGCCCAUGCCUGUGGUGACCUCGCAGGUGCAGAAGCUCUGCUGCAGCGAUGCUGAUGAGAGGUGUUCCCCACCUGCCAUGGAGCAAAAUGGUAUUAAACGCUCCCUUCUCUGGGAACAGAGUCAUCCAGCAGCGUUGUUGGGGGUAGAUUGCUGAACAAGCUGAAGAGGGAGCUGGUGAAGUGUGUUUGUGCAUCCAGUGGGGUGGCAGCAUAUGGGAGGAACUGGCAUCUGAUUUCUGUGUCUUGCUGGUGUGACACAUGAAACCAUUCUUCCUGUCUCCCAACCUCCCUGUCUGCUUUCGCUCAUCAUUACUGGGGUGAAAUGUCAUCAUUUCUGUUCCAUAUGUUGGUGGCAGUGACACGAGAGCUCUUGCAGAUGGAAAAGCCUGAUCACAGAACUUAAAUAAAAGCGAA